AUGAUCAACGUACAGGAGAUUCGCCGUAAUGUGAUCAACGUGGUGAAGAACUACUCGGACGCGCAGGUGAAGGUCCGCAAGGCGACCUCAAACGAGCCCUGGGGGCCGAGCAGCACGCUGAUGAGCGAGAUCGCCGACCUCACCUACAACGUGGUCGCCUUCAGCGAGAUCAUGCAGAUCGUCUGGAAGCGCCUGAACGACCACGGCAAGAACUGGCGCCACGUCUACAAGGCGCUGGUCCUCCUCGAGUACCUGAUCAAGACCGGGUCGGAGAAGGUCGCCCAGCAGUGCCGCGACAACCUCUUCGCCAUUCAGACGCUGAAGGACUUUCAGUACUUUGAGGACAACAAGGACCAGGGGCUGAGCAUUCGGGAGAAGUCGAAGCUGCUGGUCGCCCUGCUGAAGGACGAGGAGAAGCUGAAGACGGAGCGGAUUAGGGCGCUGAAGGCGAAGGAGCGCUUCGCUCAGUCGCAGUCGGCCAUCGGCGGCGGCGGCGGCAGCCUGGAGCUGGGCGGCGGCGGCGGCGGACCCGAGGGCGGCGGCGGCCUGCCCCGCACCUCGGCCAGCUACCACGAGUCGCUGUCCUCUCCAGGCAGUGGAGGCGGGGCAGCUGGGGCUGGUGCGGACGCGGCGGCCCGCGCCAACCUCAACCCCGAGCUGGAGAGCGCCCGACCGCAGACGGCGGGCGAGGAGGAGCUGCAGCUGCAGCUGGCGCUGGCGAUGAGCAAGGAGGAGGCGGAACAGGAGGAGCGGCUGCGGAAGAACGACGACCUGCGGCUGAAGCUGGCGCUGGAGGAGAGCGAGAAGGGCAAGGCGCUGGCCGCGGCGGCUGAGCUGCAGCAGGCCUCCCAGCAGCAGCAGGCGCCUCGCUCCGCCGUCGACGAUCUACUUAGUCUGGUGCCCACGAGUGAGCCCUCGGCAGCGGCCGCCUGCGACCCCUGGGGCUCGCCGCUGAACGCCGGCGCCCACAACCACCACAAUGGCCUUGCGCUGGUCUCCUCAACCUCCUCUUCUGCAUUUCUGCCCUCUCCGCCCAACAACAGCCGAUCAGCAGCAGCAGCAGCAGGUUUGCACCAGCCUCAGCAGCGCCAGCUGGUCGAUCCCUGGGGAGCACCAGUUCCGACGACCACCACCUCAGCUUCCUUUGAAGCCUCCUCCUCCUCUGCCUUUGAUGAUCCCUGGGCUGGUGGUGGUGGUGGUAAUCGACCCAACUCUAGCUCGGCCCUUAACGAUCCCUGGGGCGCAAGAGCAGGUGCUCAAAGUAGCACCUCGCCCGCCACCGCCGCUGCUAAUGAUCCGUGGAAUUUGAAUAAUGGCGAUGAGAAGACGACCGACUUUCUUGGAGAUCUAAUGGAGCCGUCCUCUAGAGCACUGCCGCCUGGCAUGGGCGGCCACGGCGGUGGCGACGCCGCCUCUCGGCGAACGCCCGAGAGCUUCCUCGGACCGAACUCUAAUCUGGUGAACCUGGACGCACUAGUGAGCAAGACGCAGACUUCCACCUCACCGAACAGCAGCAAUCCCUUUGCAGCGGCGCUGCCGCCGCCGAGCAAUCCCUUCAACCUGGGCAAGCCUUCGCCGCCGUCGAUGAAUCAGCUCCGAGCGGCGCAGUCCUCCAGCUCAGUCAUCAUUGGAAAUGGUCAGCAGCAGCAGCAGGCACUGCCGCCGAUGCUGCCCACCGCCUCCUCGAGCUACUCGAAUGCCAAUGCGCUGAGCUCACUCUUCAGCAGUUCUCCGGCACAGCCGCCGUCCUCGACGAGUCCGCUGACGGUGAUGGGCCUCGGUCAGCAGCAGCAGCAGCAGCACCCGACGACGCUGGGGCCCUGGGGCCAGCCGGUGCAGGCAACCACCACCACCACAACCUCUCCGUCUGCAAACAAUCCCUUUGCUAUGUGA
Molecule: messenger RNA, 1893 nt
Organism: Rhagoletis zephyria (snowberry fruit fly)
Lineage: Eukaryota; Metazoa; Arthropoda; Insecta; Diptera; Tephritidae
Source: RefSeq, a predicted model, not a curated record